AUGUCUAGCCAAGAUGAUUUAAGUGCAACUUCUACACCACCACCACCAUUAUCAUCAUCAUCAUUGUCGUUAGACUCCUCUUCUUCUACUAGUAGUAGUACUAUAGUAUCAACAUCAACAUCGUCGUCAACGUUUACUAAAACAACAAUCAUAGAGGAUGAUGGAGCAUCCAAUAUAAUCAAACAACAGCAGCAACAACAAGAUGAGAUUAUAGUGGAACAAGGUGCUGGUGGAGAUAAUACAACUACAUCAACCACUACAACUACCACUACAACUACCAUUAUAACACCAGAUCAACAAUUACUAUUAAAAGAACAAAUUACACUUAAAACCAAAUGGAGUGGUAAAGAAUACGAUAUUACAUUGUCUACCACAUCGACUGUCGCAGACUUGAAGCGAGAACUAGAGGUAUUGACCAAUGUCUUGUCAAAGAGACAAAAGAUUUUGGGACUCUCCAAGGGACCGCUGCCAGCAGACAAUAUCGCAUUGUCUACACUCAAUGUCCGUCCAAACCAAAGUAUAGUGAUGAUAGGGACACCAGAGGCAUUGAUCUCAGAAGGUCCCCCUCCAUCGCUUGUCAUUGAUGUGUUUAACGACAUGGACUACGACUACAUACCCGAUUCCGAUGAAAUAUCACAUUUUGAAAAGAACAAGAAUCGUCUAAGUAAAACUAAAAAGAAGGCAGAGAUUGAUAUUAUCAAUGCUCCAAGACCCAACAAGAAACUUUUAGUUUUAGAUCUUGAUCAUACUAUAUUGGAUUUUAAAGAUCAAGAUGUAUUAAAUAUGAAGAGACCAGGAUUAGAAGAAUUUUUAAUAUCAUCUUAUGAAGAUUAUGAUAUUGCUAUUUGGUCACAAACAAGUUGGAAAUGGAUAGAAAUUAAAUUAACAGAAUUGGGUUUAUUAACAAAUCCACAAUUUAAAAUUGGUUUUGUAUUGGAUCAAACAUUAAUGUUUCGAGUAACAAGUUAUAGACCAUCACCAAAUGGAAAGGAUAGAACAAAGAUUAAACACCCAGUCAAGGCUUUGGAUAUAAUUUGGAGUCAUAAAUUGUUGGGACAAUAUUAUUCUCCACAAAAUACUCUUCACAUUGAUGACCUGAGUAGAAACUUUGCAAUGAAUCCUAAAAACGGUGUACAUAUUCCAGCAUUUAAACGAAGUGAAAACAAAAAACAACCAGAUACUGUACUAUAUAAUCUUUCCAAAUACUUGAAAUCAAUUUCUUCAGAGGCAGAUGUAACUAAAAUUAAUCAUAAUGUAUGCAAAUAUAAAAGAAGAAGAAGAAGAAUGAAGUUUAUAUUAUCUCUUUUAUUGCUACUCACCGUAGUAGUCAAUUAUACAACUGCAAACUAUUCAGACAAGUGUGCAUGGUGGGUUUCAAAUUUAGGAAAUGAUACUGCUGAUUGUACUUAUGCAACUCCAUGUAAAACUUUAUCACAAGGAUUUACAACAAUGGUAAAUGCAGAUGACUCUACAGAUUGUGGAAAUAGUAUUACAAGAUUAUUACAUAUUGUUCCAGAUGGUAAUUACGAUGGCUUUAAAAAUGUUGGUAUCAGAUUGAGUUAUUCAUGGAAUGAAGACAAGAUAUAUGAAUACACAAUGGUUGUUCAAUCUGCUGAUCGUCCAGCUACUGCUCCAGUAUCUUAUCCACUUCCAACAGCCACCAACUAUGCCGUCUUUGAUGGAAGAAAAAUCAACUAUCUCAUUCACUUUGGCAGUAUCGCCCCAAUAACCACCUUUACUGGUAUUAGUUUCAUUAAUGGCCGUGAUAUAAGCACUGCUCAAAAUGAAGGUGCUCCCAUUGUCGUUUCAUCUUUAUCAACUGUUAAUUUUGAUAAUUGUACCUUUUCAUCUAAUACUGGAUUAUUAACAGGAGCUAUUUAUUUUAAUCCACAUCAUUCCUGUUUAAUUUCAAAUUGUCAAUUCUCAAACAAUUGGGUGAGCAACAAGACAAAUACUAGUGGAGCACUCUUUUUCGAAUCACCAUCGGUUGUCAACAACACUAUAUUUACCAACAACACUGGUGUCAAUGGUGGUGCUAUUAGAACUGCCAAAGGUGUCAAUGUUAGAGUUGUCAUGUCAACCUUUAUACAAAAUACUGCUGUUCUUGGUGGAGCUGUAUUUAUGAGAGAAUUACCACUCUAUCAAAAUAGUUUUUGGUAUAAAAAUAGAUUUAUUCAAAACAGAGCACAAUAUGGUGGAGCCAUCUAUGAUAGAGAUUCAUCAGUCGAUUCUAUAGAAUUAAUAUUCGAUGGUAAUGUAGCCACUGAAGCAGGUGGAGCAGUUGUAUUGAAUGGAUCAGUAUCAACAUUCCAAAACGCAACCUUUCAAAAUAAUCAAGCCAAGAGUGGUGGUGCCAUCUGGUCAUUUGAUCCAAAACCAAUGGAACGUCAAUCACUCGUUUCCGACUCGUUCUUUACCAACAAUACUGCAUUGUUUGCCGGUGGUGCUCUCUAUUGCACCAACUCCACAGCUAGAUUCAAUGUAAACAACACCUUUACAUCAAACAAGGCCGAUGCCAAAAACACAGAACUCGAAUAUUGCUCAGAGACUUGUCUUACUGCCAGUCGUGAGUGUGGAUGCACCAAGGGUUGUGGGCUCCCACCACCUCCAGUCAAGGUCGUCACUGACAAGACUGAAACUAAAAUCACUGUCGCUGUUUUCCUUCCAGUCACCGCCAUCCUUUUAGGUAUCGUCGCCUUCCUUCUCUGGAAGACCAACAAAAAGGCUAAAUUUAUUCGUUCAAGUGAUCCAAGUAAAUAUGAUGAAAUUAGAUUAACUCCAACUCAUGCACAACGUGAAGAUGAACUUCAAGAACAACUUUAA
Messenger RNA from Cavenderia fasciculata, 2823 nucleotides. RefSeq names its product ubiquitin-like domain-containing CTD phosphatase 1 (gene ublcp1-2). Bases 1 to 2823 code for a protein of 940 amino acids. The record is from RefSeq and is a predicted model, not a curated record. Gene Ontology annotation, cellular component: nucleus. Gene Ontology annotation, molecular function: protein binding; protein serine/threonine phosphatase activity. NCBI's taxonomy places the organism in Eukaryota, Evosea, Eumycetozoa, Acytosteliales, Cavenderiaceae. Gene Ontology annotation, biological process: protein dephosphorylation. The transcript is spliced from 8 exons.